AUGGAGCACUCCGUUCACUUCGGUUUUCGCCAGUGGGUUAGCUCGGCGGGACCGCACGAUCGCCGUGCAGAAGGGAAGUAUUUCACCAAAGAAAAUAAAACAGCAAUCUGCGCGGCCGCAGGCGGUGGGCAGCCGGGCGGGAUGGCGGUGCGGGUGCGGGUGCUGCUGGCGCUCUGCGGGGUGCUCGCUGCCUGCGGGGCGGCGGCGGCGGCGGCGGCGGGGGAGCCGGCGGCGGGGGGCGCCAGCCGGCGGCGGCGGCUGAGCGCCGAGGAGGGCAUCUCCUUCGAGUACCACCGCUACGCCGAGCUGCGGGAGGCGCUGGUGGCCGUGUGGCUGCAGUGCCCCGCCAUCAGCAGGAUCUACACGGUGGGGCGCAGCGCCGAGGGCCGAGAGCUGCUGGUCAUCGAGGUCUCCGACCACCCCGGCGAGCAUGAGCCCGGAGAACCAGAAUUUAAAUAUGUUGGGAAUAUGCAUGGGAAUGAAGCUGUCGGAAGGGAGUUGCUCAUCUUCUUGGCUCAGUACUUGUGUAAUGAAUAUCAAAAAGGAAAUGAAACUAUUAUCAACUUGAUCCAUAGCACACGUAUCCAUAUCAUGCCCUCUUUAAACCCGGAUGGCUUUGAGAAGGCAGCAUCCCAGCCUGGUGAACUUAAAGACUGGUUUGUUGGACGAAGUAAUGCCCAAGGGAUAGAUCUCAACCGAAAUUUCCCUGAUCUGGAUAGAAUAGUCUAUGUUAAUGAGAAAGAAGGUGGCCCAAACAACCAUCUGCUAAAAAACAUGAAAAAAGCUGUGGACCAGAAUCCUAAGCUUGCUCCUGAAACGAAAGGUGUCAUUCACUGGAUUAUGGAUAUUCCCUUUGUGCUCUCUGCCAAUCUUCAUGGAGGAGACCUUGUUGCAAACUACCCUUAUGAUGAGACUCGGAGUGGCAGUGCUCAUGAAUACAGCUCCUGCCCUGAUGAUGCUAUUUUUCAAAGCCUGGCUCGCAGUUAUUCUUCUUUCAAUCCCGCUAUGUCUGAUCCAAACAGACCACCGUGUCGUAAAAAUGACGAUGACAGCAGCUUUGUGGAUGGAACAACUAAUGGUGGUGCAUGGUACAGCGUCCCAGGAGGAAUGCAGGAUUUCAAUUACCUCAGCAGCAACUGCUUUGAAAUCACAGUGGAGCUUAGCUGUGAAAAAUUCCCACCUGAAGAAACUCUGAAGGGCUACUGGGAGGACAACAAGAACUCCCUUAUCAAUUACAUCGAGCAGAUUCAUCGAGGUGUGAAGGGGUUUGUUAAAGAUCUUCAGGGAAAUCCAAUAGGAAAUGCUACAAUUUCUGUGGAGGGGAUAAGCCAUGACAUUACAUCAGCCAAGGAUGGUGAUUACUGGAGAUUGCUUGUGCCUGGAAAUUACAAACUUACAGCCUCAGCACCAGGCUAUCUAGCAAUAACUAAAAAAGUGGCUGUGCCCUUUAGCCCUGCGGUUGUGGUUGAUUUUGAACUGGAGUCAUUGUCUGAAAGAAAAGAAGAGGAAAAAGAAGAGUUGAUGGAAUGGUGGAAGAUGAUGUCAGAAACACUAAAUUUUUAA
This is a messenger RNA of Gavia stellata (red-throated loon), 1563 nucleotides long. It is a transcript of the gene CPE, whose product is annotated as carboxypeptidase E. The record is from RefSeq and is a predicted model, not a curated record. Gene Ontology annotation, biological process: proteolysis. Lineage: Eukaryota; Metazoa; Chordata; Aves; Gaviiformes; Gaviidae. Gene Ontology annotation, molecular function: zinc ion binding; metallocarboxypeptidase activity. The coding region runs from base 1 to 1563 and encodes 520 amino acids. The transcript has 10 exons.